Messenger RNA from Rotaria sordida, 1293 nucleotides. NCBI's taxonomy places the organism in Eukaryota, Metazoa, Rotifera, Eurotatoria, Philodinida, Philodinidae. The record is from the annotation of a GenBank genome assembly.
AUGGGUCAACGAAUGACACGUCGACAAGUUGAUGAAGGUCUUGAAUUAUAUGCACAAAAAAAUUAUGAUGCUGCCAUUAAAAAAUGGACAACAGCAUUACCUAAAAUGAAAGAUAAUCGUUUACGUUUUUCUACACUUGGUCAUUUAGCAUCAGCAUCACGUGAUCGUGGUCGAAAUAAAGAUUAUCUUGUUCAUGCUGUACAACAAAUUGAUAUAGCUCAUGAACUUGAUGAUAAUGUACUUCGUGCUCAAGCUUAUUUAAAUUUAUCACGUGCUAAUGAAAUGCUUGCUGAUUAUUUUAAAGCUGUAAGCUAUUCACGUUUAGCUAUACAAUAUUCACAAACAACGGAUUCUAUACAAGGUUAUGCUUUACUUGUUAUGGCUGAUUCCUAUAUAGGUUUAUGUAAUUUUCCAAAAGUACUUGAAUGUCUUGAUAAAUCGUUAUAUAUUUCACAUGAAAGUGAAGAUCAUUUAAUGGAAAUUCAAGUACUUAACACAAUGGGAAAAGUAUUUCUUGCAUUAAAAGAUUUUCCGAAAGCACUUGCAUUUCAACGUCGUGCACAUGAAUUAGCUUUAUCUAAUGCUGUCUAUGCCGGUGAACAAAAUGCUAAUAUUAGUGCAAAAUUUGUACGUUUAACAAAAUUAAAAUUAGCAACACCAUUAAGAUUAAUGGGUGAUCUUCAAGGUGCAACUAAAUGUGUUGAGGAAGCAAUGCGUUCAGCAUCUAGUCUUGGCGAUCGACCUGUUCAAGCGAAGUGUCUCGUAUGUCUUGGAGAUAUUCAACGUUCUCAAAAUAAUAAUGAGGUCGCUUGUAAAAAAUAUGAAGCAGCCAUUCAAAUGUUACAAGAUAUGAACGAUCGAUAUAGUUCUACGCUUGCCAUGCUUGGUCUUGUUAAGACUUUAUUGGCACCCGAUACACAUACACAAAUGGCAUCUGAAAUUCUUGCAACAGCAUUAUCAACUGCAACAUCAAUGGGAAAUAAAUUAAUGCAAGCUCGAUGUCAUCUAUUAAAUGAACGUAUACUUACUUCUGACAAUCAAUUAGAAGACGCACGACAGGCAUUUGAAAUAGCACAACGUCUUUAUCGAGAAAUUGAUCUUAUAUGUACCAUUUGUAAAGAACCUAUGGGUAUGUAUCCAGAUCAAAUACAAAUUUUAACAUGUACACAUAUUUUUCAUGAAAGAUGUAUUUUAAAUUUAUUACAAAGAUGGACAUAUGAAGCACAAUCAUGUCCUAAAUGUAAUAAAAGUGUUUUACAUAGUAGAAGUUAUAUUGCACUAUCUUUGUUCUGA